Messenger RNA from Trypanosoma theileri, 1122 nucleotides. RefSeq lists its product as uncharacterized. The transcript has a single exon. NCBI's taxonomy places the organism in Eukaryota, Euglenozoa, Kinetoplastea, Trypanosomatida, Trypanosomatidae. The record is from RefSeq and is a predicted model, not a curated record. The coding region runs from base 1 to 1122 and encodes 373 amino acids.
AUGUGGUUACGUCUCCUCUUCCCACGUAUGAGGCUUUCUCUGGCUUCUACCACUAUGAAUAUCUUUACUAAUACUACCAAUACUAAUAGUAUUACUACUAAUAGUAGUAUAUCUUCCUCUACUCGCUGGGUACAGACGAUGUCUACAGGCGAUAAAGAUAAACCAUCCUUUACACACAUGACAGAAGAAGAGGCCCAAUUACUCGCACAACUCUCAGAGGCAUUACUGCAGGAUGAAGCCAACGCCCUCGCUGUGUCACUACCAGAGAAUAACUCCGUAGAUAGUAAUUCUAAUAAUAGUAAUAAUAAUAAUAAUAAUAAUAAUAAUAGUGAAGGGGAAUCAUGGAUGACACAACUCUCAUCUCAGGAUUACAUGGAACUUGCCAUGAAUCCAAUAAUUCCCCAGCGAGAAACACCAGAAUUACAAGAUGGUGGUAAUAAUAAUAAUAAAGAAAAAGAAAAUAAUAAUAAUAAUAAUAAUGGUAGUAAUGUUCUUGCUUCUAGUGUUGAGGAGUCCUCCUUAUCUCGGGCGAUGCGUGAUGUACUGCAGUCUAGUCGAUCAGAUGAAAUGUCUGCAGCCCUCGCCGGUGCCGUUUGUGCCUUUCUGACAACUCCGGCAACUUUAGUCAACCGUGCGGCCUCUGAGUUAUUACUAUCGGGAACUGAUGUGAAGGCACUUCUUUCCGAUGGGACACUGCGGGGAUUGUGUAUGGAGGAAAAAUGUUUAAGUCAAUGCGACUUUUCUACAGUUUCUUUUCUUUCAGUAUCUGCGAGAAGUGUGGACUUUUCACGAAGUGUCUUUUACGCUGCGGUAUUUCACGAUUCCGUAUUUGUGAACUGUUCCUUUGAUGGUUGUGUGAUGAAAGAACUCCGCUGUUCAGGCCAUGUACGGUUUGAAGGCUGUUCAUUUAGAUUUGCUCACAUUGUACUGCGGGGAUCUUCAUUAUCCUCACCGGCCACCGCAGGGAAGAAGAGAGAAAAGAGAAGUGGUGUGUUGUUUGAUCGUUGUGAAUUUGAUUUGUGUGAUUUUGAUGGGAGUGAUGCAAUUCCUCAGUCUUGUUUUGUGGAUUGUGUGAAUACAGAUUUGGCGUCCAAGUUUCCUCCCAGAGUGAAUGGCUGUUGA